AUGCCGCGCCCGGAGCCGGCAGAGCCGACCCCGAUCGUAGCACCCGGAGCGGGGGGUAAUUUCGCCCUGAGGCAACAGAAUCAUCUGAGAGGGCAAACCCCCUCAGACUUUCCGAAAGAAAGAGUUCAUGCAACUACAACAAUCAUUUUAUCGUCGGGUGGCACGGCCCUGGACGCAUGGCUUGUGACGGCCGACAACCGCCGGCACGAAGGCACGCCGCGACCCGCGGGGACCCGGCCGCAGCGCAUGUUCGAAACACGCGUCACGGACGGCUCCCCGACGACUCGGGGCGGGUCGACGUGCGGGCGGAAAGGAAACGCUCUGCGACCGAACUCCAUCGAAUCCCAGAGGCGUUCCCGAGUAUUUAUGGUUCAUGCAGCUACCAAAUUAAGGGUGUUUACCGUCCGAAACACGGUUUCGGACGCAUAG
Molecule: messenger RNA, 429 nt
Organism: Macrosiphum euphorbiae (potato aphid)
Lineage: Eukaryota; Metazoa; Arthropoda; Insecta; Hemiptera; Aphididae
Source: the annotation of a GenBank genome assembly